AUGAGGUAUUUGGUGUCGGUUUUCGUUGUCUUCUGUUCAAUCAGCUGUGUUUUGUUAAAAGAAUUGCCGGAAUAUAUCCAAGUAUGCAAACGGGAUCCAAGUACUCUCGACGAUUGCAUACUCAAAUCUAUCGAAGCCAUCAAGCCCCGAAUCAUUUUAGGAAUCCCAGAGCUUGGCGUUCCGGCUAUAGAUCCAUUCCUCAUUCCAGAGAUCAAAGCACCGACCACAGACAAUCUAAAUAUUCGUUUUAUGGCACGCGACGUGAAGGUAACUGGCGGUGGAGAUUUUAAGAUCAAGAGUUUAUCAGUGGACCUAGACUCACUGACGAUCAAAGCCCACAUUCGGUUUCCAAAACUUCACUUCGAAGGUGACUAUAAAAUAGACGGCCAAAUACUUAUUGUGCCGCUGAACGGAGAAGGAAAAUUCCAUUCUGAUGCCGUGAAAUGCGACGCAGAGCUUAUUUUCCGCUUACAGGUGGUUCCGCAAGAUGGUGUAGACUACUUGAAGUUUAACAAGAUCGAUAUUGAUAUCAACGUUAGGGACUACCGAAUUAAGCUUGACGGACUCUUCAACGGCGAUAAGAGCCUUGGUGACGCAGCUAAUGCAGCAAUAAAUCAAAAUCGAGGGGAAUUUCUUAAAGUAUCGAAACCUUAUUUGGAGAAAACUGUAUCUAAGUUCAUUUUAGACGUCGCUAACAAAGUUGUAGAUGGACUUACGCUAGACCAACUGCUGCCCAAACCAUAG
Arctia plantaginis is the source of this 744-nucleotide messenger RNA. Lineage: Eukaryota; Metazoa; Arthropoda; Insecta; Lepidoptera; Erebidae. The record is from the annotation of a GenBank genome assembly.